CAGGACGCAGCAGGAGCGAGCCGGGAAACCCCCCCCUUCCACCUCCCAGCAUCCCCCCUCCACGGGCCCGCUCAGGCCCUCCCCAUCGGUUCUCCCCCCUUCUCAGGGUCCCCCGCGGGGCUCCCGGCACACCCCAGGAAGGUGGGGCGGGGGCGGUCCCUGGCUAGUAGGCGGAGCCUGCGGCGUCCAGCCUCGGCCUCUAGAAUCAACCCGCCCCAGAGCACAGCUUCGCCGAGCCCAUCUGGUCCCCAUCCCGGCCUUGGCAAUGACCCUGGCAGCUUCCUCCCAGCGUUCCCAAUUCAUUCGCUCCAAGUUCCGAUCUGGCCAGGCUCCUGGACACUCCCUUCCCGCCUUCCUCCUCCCACCUUCCACCUCCCUCCUCCCCUCCACAGUCCUCCAGCUUCGGAUCCACAGACGGAAUCAGGAGCAGAUCUCGGAUCCUGACCCGUGGAUCUCAGCCUCCAGCCCGGCUCUAGCCCCGGCCUUGCCCUCUGGCACGGCCCCUUUCCUCUUCAGCCCUGGGGUCCUGCUCCCUGAGCCCGAAUCCUGUCCUCCUUGGGGGUCCCAGAAGAAGGAGUCUCCCAAGACCUCCCAACGGUGGAGGGAGUCCAAGCCGAGGGGGAACUUGACAUACCACCAGUACAUGCCCCCAGAGCCAAGACAGGGAGCCAGGGCUGGCCCCCAAGCUGAGGGGUCCGCCCUGGGUCCUCCUGGGCCACCUCUGUGGGAAGGGACAGACUCACAGCAGCCACAUCCUAGGAUGAAGCCCACUCCCCUCACUCCCCGCCCACCAGGAGUCCCCAGACCCUCGCCCCCUCCACACAAGUUGGAACUCCAGACCCUUAAACUGGAGGAGCUGACGGUCUCAGAGCUCCGGCAGCAGCUGCGCCUGCGGGGCCUCCCAGUGUCGGGGACCAAGUCUAUGCUCCUGGAACGCAUGCGCGGCAGCGCCACGCCCCGCGAGCGGCCAAAGCCGCGGCGCGAGGACAGUCCCGCGGGUGCUCCCUGGCCGCGCCUCAGACCCAAGGCCCUGGCAGCCGCCCGGCGGCCGAGCUUGGUCAAGCCCAGCGCAGCAUCUCACCUGCCAACUCUUCCACGUGCCGCGGAUACCCCGGGGAUGGCUCCAGCUCCAACUACCGCUCUGGCUGCAGCUCCAGCCCUGACCCCUUCCUCCGCGCCGGGCUCCGUGGCUCUGACUCUGGAGGAGGAGCUGCAGGAAGCAAUCCGGAGGGCGCAGUUGCUUCCGAACCGGGGCAUCGAUGAUAUCCUGGAGGAUCAGGUGGAGCCUGUUGACCCCCUGCCUCCCAUCCCCCUGGACUUCCCUGGCUCCUUCGACGUGCUGUCUCCCUCCCCGGACUCAGAAGGCCUCUCAUCUGUUUUCUCCUCUUCACUCCCGUCCCCUACGAACUCCUCCUCCCCUUCUCCCAGGGACCCCACGGACUCCCUGGACUGGCUGGAGGCCCUGAGUGGGGGUCCUCCACUGGGUUCUGGUCCCCCAGUCCCCAGCAUCUUCUCUGCUGACUUAUCUGACUCCGGCAGUAGCCGGCUGUGGGACCUGCUGGAGGACCCGUGGUGAUGGAUUCAGGGGUUUCCAGAAACAGAGAACUGGUGGGGGUGGAGAAAAGCUCCCUGGGGGAGGAGAGGGAAGGACCAGUAGAGCCCCUCCUAUUGCAGACACAGGAUUGGAGACAACCUCCCACCCCACCUGCCUCCUGAAGUGCUGCUGACUGCCUGAACUUUGCCUACUUGGCCUCCUUAAGAUCCCCCUCCAGGGUUGUACGGUUGGGGGGCUCCUUUUGCUGCUGGCCACGGCAAACAAGCUGCUUGCUGCUUCUUUCAAA
Molecule: messenger RNA, 1841 nt
Organism: Callithrix jacchus (white-tufted-ear marmoset)
Lineage: Eukaryota; Metazoa; Chordata; Mammalia; Primates; Cebidae
Gene: MAMSTR
Product: MEF2 activating motif and SAP domain containing transcriptional regulator
Biological process (GO): regulation of transcription by RNA polymerase II
Cellular component (GO): nucleus
Molecular function (GO): transcription coregulator activity
Source: RefSeq, a predicted model, not a curated record